Messenger RNA from Haemorhous mexicanus (house finch), 2808 nucleotides. It is a transcript of the gene GDF1, whose product is annotated as growth differentiation factor 1. Gene Ontology annotation, cellular component: extracellular region. NCBI's taxonomy places the organism in Eukaryota, Metazoa, Chordata, Aves, Passeriformes, Fringillidae. Gene Ontology annotation, molecular function: growth factor activity; cytokine activity. The transcript has 2 exons. Gene Ontology annotation, biological process: BMP signaling pathway; SMAD protein signal transduction. Bases 1 to 1065 code for a protein of 354 amino acids. The record is from RefSeq and is a predicted model, not a curated record.
AUGUGGAUGUGGCUCCUCCGCAGCCUGGCCUGGGCUCUGCUGAGCCCCGCGGCGGCCUCGGGGCUGAGCCCGCAGGAGCGCGCCCUGCUGAAAUCGCUGGGGCUCAGCGCCAAGCCCAGCCCCAGGAGCCCCGCGCCGGUGCCGCCCGUGCUCUGGAGGAUCUUCCACAAGAGGAGGACGCUGCCCUGGCCGGAGGCAGAGCUGGAGUCCUGUAGGGUGGAGGAGUUGAAUGUCCCCGGCAACAUCGUCCGAGUCUUCGCCGACCAAGGCCGCUUCCUGCCCGAGGGGCAGCCCCAGGGGCGGCUGUGUCUGCGGAAGCUCCUGUUCUUCAACCUCUCCGCGCUCGAGGAGGGCGAGCGCCUGACCAUGGCCCAGCUGGAGCUCCGCUUCCACCACAACUCCUACCACGGCCCCAGCCCGGGGCAGGUUUUGGAGCUCCGGCUGUACCAGGCGUCCCCGCGGGGGCUGCCCCGGCCCGGCCGGGGGCCGCUGCUGGAGCGCUCCUUUGUCCAGCUGCGCAAAUCCCUCCUGUUCGACCUGAGCGCGGCGCUGGAGGCCGGGGAGGCGCCGGGCAGGAGUUUGGCUUUGCUGCUGGAGAUCUCGGGGAGCGACGGCCCCGGGAGCCCGCGGAGCCUCUGCGGCGGCAGCGACGCCUUCGCGGCCACCUCGCUGCUGCUGGUGACGCUGGGCCGGCAGUGCCGGGCUGCCCGCAGCAGGAGGAGCGCCCCGAGCCCCCCGGUGACCCCCAGCCCCCUGUGCAAGCCCCGCCGGCUCUACAUCAGCUUCAGCGACGUGGGCUGGGAGAACUGGAUCAUCGCCCCCCAGGGUUACCUGGCCAACUACUGCGGCGGGGAGUGUCCCUUCCCGCUGGCGGCCGAGCUGAACAGCACCAACCACGCCGUGCUGCAGACCAUGGUGCACUCGCUGGACCCGCAGGGCACCCCCCAGCCCUGCUGCGUGCCCGUCCGCCUGUCCCCCAUCUCCAUCCUCUACUACGACAACAGCGACAACGUGGUGCUGCGGCACUACGAGGACAUGGUGGUGGACGAGUGCGGCUGCAGGUAGCGGGGUUUGAGAGGGAACCGCGGACAAAGGGAGGGAAAAUCCCUUUUUAUUCCCCCGCUGUGCUCGGGGGCUGCUCGCUGUUCUGGGGUUAGGCUGGCGCUAAGGGACGGCGCUGGGUUAGGAUUAGUUGGGAUGGGGUUGUGGGGUUAUGACCAAGCUCGGUGCUGGGUCCUUCUCUGCGGGGGAUGCUGGCGCCGGGAUGUGAAUCCCAGAUUUCCCCCCUUGCUCGUGCCAGGCACCCCCAGGGCUGCAGGUUUUGGGGGUUUUGGCUGAACUCGGCAGAUUUCUCAGGGCAUAAAUGAUUUUUCUGGGUGAAACGGGGCUGGGGGUUCCCUGGGGUGUGGUCCAGCUGCAGGGACAGGGAUGGGGAGACCAAAUCCCUUCCCAGGGGAGGCAGAGCCAGGCAGGAGCUUCCUCUGUGCCGUGGGAGCUGCUUUCAGGGCGUGGUUGGUGACGGGGAGCUUUGGGGACAGGGCUUGUGUUGGGUGGCCAAACGCAGAGGAGGUUUUGCCUAAAAAAAAGAGAAGGUUUUCCCUAAAAAAAAAAAAAAAAAGGAGAUUUUCCCUAAAAAAAUUGAGAUUUUGUUUUUUAAAAAAAGGAGAUUUUACCUAAGAAAAGGAGAUUUUACCUAAGAAAUGCGCUGGGAGCGGUGCCAAGGGCAGGGUCCUGCGGGAAUGUGGCCGAGGGAAUCCCCCGGGGCUGUGCUGGGGUCAGCGCUCUCUCCCCUCCCAGCCGCUCUCAGUCAGUGUUAAUUUACCUCAUUUGCGAACGGCUGAGCCCAGGCUAUCCCCGAGUGUCCCCGAGUGUCCCCAAGCCGGAGCCAGGGGCAGCCGAGCCUCGGGCCGGGGCAGGGCACGGAGCUCUGCUCGCUUUUGCUUUUCAGGCUGGUUUUGGGGCAUUUGUUGGGUUUUGUGUGGCCGGCGGCCCCGAGGGGCAGCAGGGACCCCACCUUGGCCAUUUCCCAGCCCUGAGCUCCUCUCCCCCUGCAGCUGAAGGGGCUGGGCCGAGCUUUGGAGCCCGGGUGUGAAACCACCAGAGCUGUGAAACCACUUCUGGCUUUUGGGAUUUUGGGCCAAAGGAAUCCCAGCGAGACUUGAAUUUUUUUCUCUUUCUUUUUGAACUGUGAAGCCCUGGUGCAGCUUUGGGGUUUUUUUUUUUUGCUGUUUUCUCUUUGAGCUCUGAUGGUUUUCCCACCUCCUCCCCCCCAGGGGAAGCACUGAGGGUUUAACCACUGGGGGGGCCUUGGGAUGGUGAUUUUUUUGUUUUCACACCCAAAAUGUGGAGCUGAAUUCCCACUCCCAAAUCCUGGUGUUUCCCAGCCAGCCCCGCUCUGCCCCAUGCCAGUGUUCAAAGGGCUUCACUCCAGCCUGCAGGAGCAUUUAAUCCUGAUUUUAGACGGGCACAGGAAGAAAACCUCCAAGUAUUCCUGGGUUUGUGCCACCGGGGGGGGAGUGACAGCCAGGACAGGACCUGGGCUCAGGGUGGUGCCAAGGCCAGGCCUAAACCCCCCCCAGACCCAGCUUUGAGCCCCCAGCCCUGAGCCUGGCAGGGCAAAGCCAUUUCUGCGUUUCCCUCCAGGAGCUUUUCCCAAUCCUGGGGCUGGAAUAGAGCGGGGGCCCUUCCCAGUGUUCCCAGUUCUCCCAGUUGAGUGGCUCACCCCCUCUGCUAUGCACACCCCCACUUUUGUACUAGUCUUGUGUUUAAAAAAAGUAAUAAACUUGAAGUUUAUACAAUCAGACUAAA